Molecule: messenger RNA, 885 nt
Organism: Angiostrongylus costaricensis
Lineage: Eukaryota; Metazoa; Nematoda; Chromadorea; Rhabditida; Metastrongylidae
Source: the annotation of a GenBank genome assembly
AUGGUUGCUGUACAAACGCACAAUUGCGGAGUUCUGCACGUAUAUAUUCAAGGAACCAUGGAUCGUAAUGGAAAGACUAUUGUUCUCACUUGUCAUGACGUUGGAACAAACUACAAGACGUUUGUUCGAUUCGUAAAUCAUCCAUCAAUGGCUGAUGUGAAGAAUAAAUCCAUCUUUCUUCAUGUCUGUGUACCUGGACAGGAGGAUAAUGCAGCUGACUACAUUGGAGAUUUUCCCACGCUUGAUAACAUAGCGGAGGAUUUGACGUGUGUACUGGACAAAUUCGAAGUGAAAGUAAGAACACCUUUAAGAUUUAUUUUCGCAAAUGCUUGUCUAUUUCAGAUGGAGAAUUCAAACAGAAUUCUCGGCAUAAUUUUAGUUCAUUGCACAUCGACAACAGCUGGUAUUUUUGAAUACUGCAAGGACAAAGUAAUCAACAUGCGUUUGGAGAAUGACAUAAUGACGGACGGUGCAUGGGAAUACCUUGUCACUCAUAAAUUUGGCACCAAAGAUAGGCAAAUUUAUGUGGAUCAAUUGAAACACACUCUCAAUCCACGUAAUCUUAGCAAAUAUUUGCUGGCCUUCACUAAGAGAACAGAUUUGUCUUCAUCGAUCGGCACUAAACUUGACAAUGUGGAUACUCUACUUGUUUCUGGGUCAAGAGCUUCACAUCUGCAUACUGUCUACAGUACUCAGAAGAGCAUGAAUCGACGUAAAACCACUCUACUUAUCGUUGACAAUGUUGCAGAUGUUCUUCAGGAAGCUCCGGAUAAAAUGGCUCGAUCAUUCAUACUUUUGUGCAAAGGAUGUGGUGUUUUGUCUGGUGUCGCGAUACCUGGAAUGGAACGACAACGGACUCUUAGCAGGUAUGAGUAUUUGAAUUAG